AUGAUCAACACACACAUCACGACCUUCGCGGGUCUCCCGAACCUGAACCUGCCGCUGCCGCCCAGCACGCUCAUCUCGACUGUCUAUAGCACACUGCUCACACGUCUCUCGCUCCCGCCAUCUCAUGGCCUCAUCCUAUCCACCACCUCCGGGCGCCUUCUCGCCCCCUCCUCCUCCACCCCCCUCUCGUCCCUCUCCUCCAGCGACCUCCUAACCCUGCGCCUCACCCACCCCCUCUGCGGCGGCAAAGGCGGCUUCGGCUCGCAGCUGCGGGCUGCAGGCGGUCGCAUGAGCAGCCGGAAGAAAUCGCAAGAGAACAGCGAUUCCUGCCGGAACCUUGACGGUCGGCGCAUGCGCACCGUUAAGGAGGCCAAGGCCCUCGCCGCGUGGCUCGAGGUUAAGCCUGAGAUGGAGAGGCGCGAGAAGGAGGUGAGACUCAAGAGGUGGAGGGAUAUUGUUGAGGCUGCGGAGAGGAGGGAGGAAAAUGGCGAUGCGGCGAAGGGCAGGUUUGAUGAUCAUGAGUGGAUUGAGGCACUUGAGGAGGGGAAGGAGAGGACUAGGGAGGCGGUGUUGGGCGCGUUGAGGGAGGCGGGGUUGGUUAAAGAUGCUGAGGAGGAGGGGGAGGAGGGGGGGGAGAGCUCCGGAGAGAGUUCGGGCGGUGAGGCGGAGGGGAGUGGCAGUGCGGUUAGGAGGGCGGUGGAUAUGGCGAAGAAGGAGGGGAAGAAGGAGGUGGUCGAGAGGAAGUUUGCGGGGUGGAACGAUGAGGACGAUGAGUUCAUGAGCAGCGAUGAGGAGAUGGAGGAUAUUGCGGAGGAGGACGAGGAGGGGCAGGAGCCGGUCGAUGUCAAGGGCAAGGGAAAGGUGAAGGCCUAG
Tricharina praecox is the source of this 873-nucleotide messenger RNA. Its product is annotated as telomere stability and silencing-domain-containing protein. Gene Ontology annotation, cellular component: nucleus. NCBI's taxonomy places the organism in Eukaryota, Fungi, Ascomycota, Pezizomycetes, Pezizales, Pyronemataceae. The coding region runs from base 1 to 873 and encodes 290 amino acids. The transcript has a single exon. The record is from RefSeq and is a predicted model, not a curated record.